Messenger RNA from Dracunculus medinensis (Guinea worm), 213 nucleotides. Lineage: Eukaryota; Metazoa; Nematoda; Chromadorea; Rhabditida; Dracunculidae. The record is from the annotation of a GenBank genome assembly.
AUGCAAGAAUUAAGAUUUCAGGUUGAAUUGCGAGAAUAUGGCUUUUUCGAUUUGCAGAAUAGUGUUGGAGCUGGGAAGUACCCAUUUAGGUUGAGAAGAAUGUGUGCCUAUUGGGGAAGUACAUCCACUGGAAGUUGGAUUCGUUGGACGUGUAUGUGUUGUGAUCGUCCUGGAAGAACAUGUGUAUUUUGGGAGAAUAUGUGUGUUCGAUAG